Messenger RNA from Mya arenaria, 861 nucleotides. RefSeq lists its product as uncharacterized. The record is from RefSeq and is a predicted model, not a curated record. The transcript is spliced from 2 exons. Bases 1 to 861 code for a protein of 286 amino acids. NCBI's taxonomy places the organism in Eukaryota, Metazoa, Mollusca, Bivalvia, Myida, Myidae.
AUGCGGAUAUACGGAGAAAUUAGAGAUACGGUGAUACGGAUAAUACUGAAAUAUAGAGAAACGAAUAAUAGUGAAAAUACAGAGAAACAGAGAAUACAGAGGAAUAGAUAUACUGAAAGAGGGAGAAAACAGAGAAGAAAAAGAUCCAGAAAAUACAGAAAUACGGUGAUACGGACAAUAAACAGAUACAUAGAAAACAGAGAUACGGAGAAUACACAUACACUUAAAUACGGAAAAUACAGAGAAACAAAGAUGCGGAGAAUACAUAAAAUACAAAGAUGCACAUGGAUUCUGAGUAACAGAGAAUACAGAGAUACGGAGAAUACAGAGAUUCGGAGAAUGCAAAGAUACGAAGAAUACAUAGAUACGAAAAAAAUACAGAGAAACAUAGAUACAGAGAAUGCAAAGAUACGGAGAAUGCAAAGAUGCAAACAAUACAGAGAUACAAACAAUACAGAGACACAGAGAUACGGAGAAAACAGAGAACUUCGAGAUUCUGAAGAACACAGAGAUUCUGAGCAACAGAGAAUACAGAGGAACGGAGAAUACAGAGGUGCUGAGAAAACAGAGAUACAGACAUACGGAGAACACAGAGAUUCUGAGCGACAUAGAAUACAGAAGAACCGAGAAAACAAAGGAACCGAGAAAACAGAGGUACGGAGAAAACAGAGAUACGGAGAACGCCGAGAUUCUGAGCGACAGAGAAUGCAGAGGAAAAGUGAAACCAAGAAAACAGAGGUACAAAUAAUACAGAGAAUACAGAGAUUCCGCGCUUCAGAAUAUGCUAAACAGAUUUACAGAGGAAACAGAGUUAUGGAGAAUACAGAUAAACAGAUAUACAGAGAUAAGGAAAAAUCAUAG